UUAAGAAUAGGCAGUUUCUAGCUAAUUUUAAGACAUUCAGCACUUAAAGAAACAAAUACUUUUUAUUUUUAAUAUAUAAAAUUAAAGAUUUUGUUUUAACUCCUCGCAAAACACACAUAUACACAAAUUCUUUCUUUGGAACAGAUUCUGGUACCUUUCUAAAUAACAUCAAAAGCUAUCUAUUUAAGUUCUCAUCGAACAAGUUUCUUUCUUGUUUGAUGGCAAAAGAAGAUUAUUGCCGAAUCUGGCUGCCUGUUCUUUAAAUUUUAUUGAUGUAGGGUCAAGCCUUACCAUCAAUGCUUAAGGAAAUCCAAUUAUUUAAAUGUUUGGCUGUUAAUAAAUAUUAGUUUUUCAGUGGUACCGAUGCCGGUUGUCUCGGAGGGCUGGAGGCACUCGCUCUCCCCAGUCAGACUGCACUGAGGUGCAGAUCGAGGUGCUGCUCUUGUUGGUAACACACAAAUACAAAGUCUCAGCAGUGAUAUCACCUCAGUAGCAACAGGAAAAGAGAAGUAGCCCAAAUCUGGGAUUUUCAGCACACUCUGUGGUAUGUGGUGGCCACACAUAUUCCAUAUAUAGAAGGAAAGUGUGCACAAUGCUUGUCCUGAAGGUCGAUUUAUCUUCAUUCUUGACUCUUCACCAAAAACUCAUCUUAAAGCCUGUUGUUGCCCCAGUAAAAUGCAAUUUCCUUAUAGAAAUCUUCUAACUGAGCAACGUUUAGAGCAGUUUUGGGAUUGUUUCCCAUCUCCCUAAAUCUGACCAUAGGGGUCUCUUGAAAGAGAAUUGCUAAGAAUUUCCAACUGGACUAUGUAAUCACAGCGCCUGGUAUCAAGAGGAGGGGGAGUGACAUGAAAUCACUGACUUGUGACAUACAUUCCUCAGCAACAGCAGCUGCUGCCUAAUGACAGCUAAUAAAGGGAAUCUUCCCUUGACAGAGCUGCAUGCCUGCAGUAGGACUGGAAUGUGCCCAAGAUAAACCCACUGAUAACCUAGGAAGCAGGGAUCACCCAAAGUGUAUAAAAGACAAGCUUCAGAAGAGAGACAACAGGACAAGGAAGAGAGACUUGAAGGGACAUCUCAGAAGAAACAGUUUGAACUUCCCUAUUCCCAACAAAGUCAGCGCCAUGGACACUAAAGGCUCAUUUUUCUAUGGCUUCCUCUUGCUGCUGCUCAUCCAGCUCCAGUCCAGCAGAGCCAACCCUAUCUACAGCCUCAGCCCUGCCAAAGAACUGGCCAGCAUGGAGGCUCUGCUGGAGAGACUGGAGGAUAAGUUUGCAAUGAUUGAAGCCCUAGAGUCCAACCCUGACCUGCAACAACCCAAAAUCCAGGAGGAGACCCCAUCAGAACUCGUCGAUGACAGUGACAACCAGAAGGCUGAACCCAGGCUUGCACCCAACACCCCUCUGACCUACAGGGACCCUUUCUUCAAGAAACUGAGGGGGCUGCAAAUGCCCAGGAUGAUGAGAGAUUCUGGCUGUUUUGGGAGGAGGAUUGAUCGGAUCGGCUCCCUGAGUGGGAUGGGGUGCAAUGGUGAGUCCUGUUUAAACCAUUUCACUGAACAGCACAGACUGUGGCCCUGCCAUGGGACAGGGAAGGAGCAGCUUAAGUCUUUAAGAAGACACAGUUUGAGAAUGGAGUUAAUUUGA
Molecule: messenger RNA, 1643 nt
Organism: Cinclus cinclus
Lineage: Eukaryota; Metazoa; Chordata; Aves; Passeriformes; Cinclidae
Gene: NPPA
Product: natriuretic peptide A
Exons: 2
Coding region: 939-1643 (234 amino acids)
Biological process (GO): negative regulation of systemic arterial blood pressure; receptor guanylyl cyclase signaling pathway; cGMP biosynthetic process
Cellular component (GO): cytoplasm; extracellular region; nucleus
Molecular function (GO): hormone activity; hormone receptor binding
Source: RefSeq, a predicted model, not a curated record